This is a messenger RNA of Cucumis sativus (cucumber), 948 nucleotides long. It is a transcript of the gene WRKY21, whose product is annotated as probable WRKY transcription factor 40. Gene Ontology annotation, biological process: regulation of DNA-templated transcription. NCBI's taxonomy places the organism in Eukaryota, Viridiplantae, Streptophyta, Magnoliopsida, Cucurbitales, Cucurbitaceae. The record is from RefSeq and is marked provisional. Gene Ontology annotation, molecular function: DNA-binding transcription factor activity; sequence-specific DNA binding.
AUGGCUGCUUUCUCCUCUUGGUUGUUGGAUUCUGUUGAUACUAAAUUAGAUCUCAAUUCUGUGCCUCUCAGAUUCUCUGGUGAACCUCCGAAGGAGAGGAAUUAUAUGGAUGUCGAGAGGAAGGCUACUGUGAAAGAAGAGACUGGAGCUUUAAUGGAGGAAUUGAAGAGGGUUAGUGCAGAGAACAAGAAAUUGACUGAAAUGUUGACUGUUGUUUGUGAAAAUUACAACACUUUGAGAGGACAUUUGAUGGAACAAAUGAACAAAAAUGGAGAAAAAGAGAUUUCUUCUUCAAAGAAGAGGAAAUCAGAGAGUAGCAAUAACAAUAACAAUAUGGCUGGAAUGAAUGGGAAUUCUGAAAGUAGUUCAACUGAUGAAGAAUCUUACAAGAAACCAAAAGAAGAAACCAUUAGCAAAUCAGCUAAAAUCACUAGAGUUCAAGUCAAAAUUGGAGCUUCUGAUUCAAAUCUGGUUGUUAAAGAUGGAUAUCAAUGGAGGAAAUAUGGUCAAAAAGUCACUAGAGAUAAUCCUUGUCCUAGAGCUUAUUUCAAAUGCUCUUUUGCUCCUAGCUGCCCUGUUAAAAAGAAGGUUCAAAGAAGUGUUGAAGAUCAAUCAGUUCUUGUAGCCACAUAUGAAGGUGAACACAAUCAUCCACACCCAUCUCAGAUUGAGGCCACUUCCGGUGGCGCCGCCGCCCGUAGUGUCAACAUAGCUCCGGCAGUGGUUUCGGCAGCGCCGGGAUCCUCGUCGGCGCAGGCAGUUUCUCUGGACUUGGUGAAGGCGAAACCGAUCGCGAUUAUGGAAGCUAAAACUUUCGCGAACCCCAAAUUUGACUCACCAGAGUUGCAACAGUUUCUCGUCGAGCAGAUGGCCUCUUCAUUAACGAAAGAUCCCAAUUUCACGGCGGCGCUUGCGGCGGCGAUUUCGGGAAAGAUUUUCCCACAUUGA